UCCCCUCCCCUCCCUCCUAUAGCAAUCAAACCACCAGCUCCACUCCCCCCUCCCCUCCACCGUCCUCCCCCUCCCCCUCCUGCUACUCCCCAGUUCAUGUCCUGCUGCUUCCCAUGUCGCCGCCUCUCGAGCUCGACUACAUAGGCCUCUCGGCCGCCGCCGGCGGCCGCGCGGACGACGACCUGAAAGGCACCGAGCUCCGCCUCGGACUUCCCGGCUGCGAGUCGCCCGACCGCCGGCCGGUCACCGCCACCACCACACUGGAGCUGCUGCCCGCCAAGGGCGCCAAGCGAGGGUUUUCGGACGAGGUCGCGCCGCCUGCGCCGGCUUCCGCCGGCGGGAAAGGCAAGGACGCGUCCGGGGAUGAGAAGGACAAGAAGGUCGCCGCCCCGCCGCAGCCUGCUGCCAAGGCUCAGGUGGUGGGAUGGCCACCAGUCCGCAGCUACCGCAAGAACACGAUGGCAACCACCACCAACCAGCUGAAGAGCAGCAAGGAGGAUUCUGACACGAAGCAGGGGCAAGAGUUUCUGUAUGUCAAGGUCAGCAUGGAUGGUGCGCCUUACCUGAGGAAGGUUGACCUCAAGACAUACAAGAACUACAAGGACAUGGUUGUGGGGCUAGGGAAAAUGUUCAUUGGCUUCAGGACCGGGAAGGAUGGUGCAUCUGAGAACAGAAAGGAUGGUGAAUAUGUGAUGACUUACGAAGACAAGGAUGGAGACUGGAUGCUGGUUGGUGACGUCCCAUGGGAGAUGUUCACCGAGUCUUGCCGGAGGAUCAGGGUCAUGAAAAGUGCAGAUGUGAUUGGACUUGGAGUUACAAGGGCAGGGGUUAAGUCCAAGAAUAAGAACUAAAACGGUCGCUGCCCACAGUUUGAAGACGAGGUCGCACAUAUCGUCUGUACUACUGCAUGGUUUUCCUACCCCGCAAGUAAAACCACCCGUUACUCUACUGUUUAAGAUUUGCGAUAUCUCCUAGAGACUUAUGCUCUAUAUUUUGUUGUGCCCACGUUGUUGUACGCGUGUUAUUUCCAUCCGUGUAAAUGGUUGGCAAGCAGUGCGAGAGCUACUGCUGUGUUUGAUGACUCCUAUGUAUUUCGCCACUCUUGUCCUGAACUGGUCGUUCGUCGUAAAUGUGAAGGUUGCAAGACUAUUAUUUACCUGA
Molecule: messenger RNA, 1161 nt
Organism: Triticum urartu
Lineage: Eukaryota; Viridiplantae; Streptophyta; Magnoliopsida; Poales; Poaceae
Product: auxin-responsive protein IAA3
Biological process (GO): regulation of DNA-templated transcription
Cellular component (GO): nucleus
Source: RefSeq, a predicted model, not a curated record